CCUUGAGGAAUGAGGAUUCCUUGUUCCUUAUUCUACAUUUCAUAAACCUUCCUUGACCGAACAAGGAGUCUUAUUGGCUCCCUUAUCUCAAGGCAGGUCACGAGCUUCCUUGAGGCGGCGACUGCAACCUUAUUAUCAGAAGAUUCGAUAAUAUAACCUACAAAAGUGUCUGCAUUUUACGGAGUACUGUCAUUACGGAGUGCUACAGUAUAUAUUGCAAUUAAAAUGGAUAAUGAAUUUUUAAACGAUUCAGAUUCAGAUGAUGGAUUUGAAGAUGAAAAUGUGGAAAAUGAUAUUCGGUGGCGUUUGCCAAAAAGAUAUAUUCGUGAGUGGGAAAAUCCUAUUGAGUUUUACGAAGAUGGGCCUUUCAAAAAACGCUAUAGAUUCAGUAAAAAAGCUGUAAUUGAUAUUCUGUUACCACUAGUAAACGAACAGCUACAGCGAAAUGAUAACCGCGGGCUGCCGAUUUCUCCAAUAAUGCAACUUUUAAUAACUUUGCGAUUUUAUGCAACAAGUAGCUUUCAAAUUGUUAACGGAGAUAUUAGAGGAGUCAGUCAAGCAUCGGUAUCAUGUAUUGUUGCACGAGUAUCAACAAUUUUAGCAUCUCAUUUAAAACAGUACAUAAACUUUUCAACACAACAGCGGCAAAGGCAAAAUACUAAUAGAUUUUAUGAGGUAGCGAAUUUUCCACGUAUAAUAGGAUGUAUCGAUUGCACUCAUAUACGUAUUGCCAAUCCUGGAGGAAAUAAUGGGGAAAUAUUUCGGAAUCGAAAAGGAUGGUUUUCGUUGAAUGUGCAAGUUGUAUGUGGGCCUCAAAGAGAAAUUUUAGAUAUUGUUGUGAGACAUCCUGGUUCAGCUCACGAUGCUGUAAUUUUUGAUCGAAGUAGUGUUCGAUGUCGUUUCGAAUUGGGAUAUCUCGACGGAAUUUUACUUGGAGAUAGUGGAUACGCAUGUCGAAAAUAUUUACUGACUCCUGUAUUGAGGCCUGAUAACAAUGCAGAAAUUAGGUAUAACAAUGCACAUAAGAAGACCAGAGUUAUCAUCGAACAACUAUUCGGAGUUUGGAAGCGCCGCUUUCCAUGCUUAUAUUAUGGUUUAAGAACAAAACUAAGUACAUCGGUUGCAAUUAUUUGUGCUACUGCUGUUUUGCAUAAUAUAUGUAUUUACCAUGGAUUCGAGGAAAUUGAACAAGAACAUAAUGAACAAGAACAGAAUGAAGUAUUCGAGGCUGUUUUCAAUCGAGAAGAAGAUGGCAUUGGACUUACAUAUAGAAGAGCUUUUAUACUAAGGCAUUUUUCGUAGAAUAUAUGUGUGUUAUUUUGAAAAUGUAA
Messenger RNA from Temnothorax curvispinosus, 1331 nucleotides. Its product is annotated as putative nuclease HARBI1. The record is from RefSeq and is a predicted model, not a curated record. Bases 226 to 1302 code for a protein of 358 amino acids. The transcript has 3 exons. Lineage: Eukaryota; Metazoa; Arthropoda; Insecta; Hymenoptera; Formicidae.